Metopolophium dirhodum (rose-grain aphid) is the source of this 1592-nucleotide messenger RNA. Its product is annotated as loricrin-like. The transcript is spliced from 2 exons. NCBI's taxonomy places the organism in Eukaryota, Metazoa, Arthropoda, Insecta, Hemiptera, Aphididae. The coding region runs from base 377 to 832 and encodes 151 amino acids. The record is from RefSeq and is a predicted model, not a curated record.
CCGGUGUAUAUAGUUUUGGACCGGCGUCUUAUAAGAAACUGGUUUUUUUUUUAUUGUAAGUUGGUAACACGUUACUCACGAGUGAAAAUAUUUCAAAAAUGCAGGCCUAUAGUCUUGCACCUAUCUUAUUGAGCUGCGUUAUAACUGCAGUGGGGCGCCAUAUAUCAUUGGCACGACGAAGACGCACACGGACAAUAUAAUAUUGUAUGCGGAAAGUACAUGUGCCGGUGUGACGCGUGUCGGUCCGCUACCAAUCGAUAGUAAAUUAUUCCAUUCCUCAAAAGUAAAUAAUAUAAUAUAAAUCUAUAAUACGUCAUCAUCCCGCAAAAGUGCAUACAAAACCACUGAUUUAAUAAUUGUAACGAUAAACGGAAACAUGUGUGGGUGCGGAAGUAGUACAGAAGAAAGGGAUAGUACUUACGGUGAUAGAUACUACUACCCUCGCAAACCUCUUCAUCAAAACUGCUCUGACUGCAGACAUUAUGGCCGUUCCGUCUCCUAUGCUGGCAGGAGAACUAGAAACAACGGUGGUGGUUAUUACGACAGUGGUACUUACGCCGGCGAACUUCGUCAUGGCGGUGGAGAUGUUUUUGGCGGCGGAUACGACGUUGGAGGUGACUACGGCGUCGGCGGAGGUGACUACGGAGGAGGUAGAGUUGACAGCGGUGACAGCGGUGACAGAUGUGGAGGUGGAGGUGACUUCAGCGGUGGUGGAUGUGACGGCGGUGGCGGUGGAGGUGACAGCGGUGGCGGAGGAGGAGGUGACUGCGGCGGUGGUGGAGGUGACUGCGGCGGUGGCGGUGGCGGAGGUGACUGCGGCGGUGGCGACUAGCUAACGUUUUUUCAUAACAGUUUUUUUUUCAAAUAAUUCACUUACGAAUAGAUUUAUAAAUAUUAAACAAAUUAUACCUACCUAUAAUUUUAAUUUAAUACCAUAGGUAGGUAAUAGCUAUCGAUUACACAUAAUAAUAUAUUAUUAUAAUAUUAUUUAUUAGGUAAUUCAAAUUAAUACAAUAAUGCAUACUAGUAUUGUGCGCAUAAAAACAUUUAAAACGCAGUAUUAUAUUAACUUAUAACAUUUAUUGUCACCAAAUGGUAAAGAAUAAUAAAAUAUAAUUUAUGACUGCAAACGUACUAUUAUAUUCACGUGUCUCGAAUCUCUAUCUUGCUAUUAUUAUACGACUCAUAUUAUUAUAUUGUGUUGAAAGAAUUUCUCAAUCCCACCUGAAGCUGACGCACUCAGAAUUGUUAUGUAAAUAGGUAUAUAUAGCCUGCAUAGAAUUUUUUUCAUUUUUUAUUUGAAAAAUAUUUUCAUUUUAUUUAUUAUUUUUCUCAUUUUAGUAUAUCAAAUAAUUAUUAUCCACUGGCCAAAGCAAACCGUUAGGGUAUAUCGGUACAGCAAAAAAAAAAUUUGCUGCUCCCGUGCACCUAUGUAAAUUAAUUAUAUAGUUCAUAAGCCACUUGUGAUAUGAUUUUAAUUAACUCAAUUAAUAUUGUACUUAAAAAAAUAAUAUGUAGUAUGAGUUGUUUAUUCGAUGUGUUUUAUUUGUGUGAUCUUAGCUAGUUUGUAAAUAAUAAUCAAUUAAAAAAUA